Messenger RNA from Sphaeroforma arctica JP610, 869 nucleotides. RefSeq lists its product as hypothetical. Gene Ontology annotation, biological process: monoatomic ion transport; regulation of exocytosis; protein secretion. The record is from RefSeq and is a predicted model, not a curated record. Gene Ontology annotation, molecular function: GTPase activity; GTP binding. NCBI's taxonomy places the organism in Eukaryota, Ichthyosporea, Ichthyophonida. The annotation marks the transcript as partial. The transcript has 8 exons. Gene Ontology annotation, cellular component: endosome; synaptic vesicle; plasma membrane.
GGAUCGACCCACUCCUCCUAGAACAGCGUGUGGGUGUUGUGAUCACGCUCUUCCUGGCUCUGACAGCUCUCCAGUUUGUCAUCAACGAAAACCUCCCGUCCAGCAGUUACUUCACACCGGUGACGAGCCUGAUUCUGACAUCGUACAUUGUGCUGUUCCUUUGUCUGCUGGAGUCGCUGGCUGUGUUCUACGUAUGUGACCGCAUCAUCAUCCAGGAAAAGCUAGAGGAGAUGAAAGCCGGGGAAUCGGACAGCAACAUAGCGCAACGACGGGUGGUUGAGCAUCCUGCCAGCGGUUCGGAUGCAACAACUACGCCUAAGCUAAAAUCGUCGCUGCGCCAAACAUCGCAAGACGGUUCCCCUCUCGCGGUUACAGGUAUUGAUUUCAAGAUCCGAACUAUUGAAAUGGACGGCAAAAAGAUCAAAUUACAAAUUUGGGACACGGCAGGUCAAGAACGAUUCCGCACAAUCACAACAGCCUACUACCGAGGAGCGAUGGGCAUAUUGCUUGUGUACGAUGUGACAUGUGAGAAGUCAUUUGAUAAUAUCCGGCAGUGGAUUAAGAACAUUGAGACGCAUGCGAGUGAGGAUGUGGAGAAGAUGAUUCUGGGCAAUAAAUGUGACAUGGAGGAUAAGCGUGCUGUUGCCACAGAGCGUGGCACGACGUUGGCGGGAGAGUAUAGCAUUCCAUUCCUGGAGACCAGUGCGAAGAAUAAUAUAAACGUAGAGCAGGCCUUUACUGAAAUGGCUGCCGCAAUCAAGAAGAAGAUGGAUAUCAAAGCCACCGCUGCACCCAAGCCCGCUGGUGUGCAGGUCAAUAACAAGGACACGCAGAAGAAGAGUGGCUUCAGUUGGUGCACACUACUUUAG